This is a messenger RNA of Cuscuta epithymum, 1959 nucleotides long. Lineage: Eukaryota; Viridiplantae; Streptophyta; Magnoliopsida; Solanales; Convolvulaceae. The record is from the annotation of a GenBank genome assembly.
CCUCAAUUUUAACGUUACUGGGUGGGAGGUAGUACCCCAUAUUACUUGAAUUGGGCCGGUUACUUGUAUGUUUGGACUUUGGAUACAAGCAUAUCUGAGUCUCUGACUGUUUUUUUUUACAAUUACUUCACGUAGGCUGCGGACAUUGAAGCCUCCCAGAACUUCCUUACACACAAGCUUUCCGUCGGACCUGACGGACCAUUGACCGCACUUCCAAAUCCGUUCAGAGUUGAGAUCCAAUGGAAAACUACUCAUCAAAGGGAGUUCCAACAAAUGGGUCUGUAUAUGUUUGUAAUUUACCCUUUGGAACAGAUGAAGAUAUGUUAGCCGAGCAUUUUGGCACAAUUGGAGUGCUAAAGGUAUGAGUUGCAAUCAGAAGGAUAAAAGAACUGGCCGGCCUAAAAUAUGGUUGUACCGUGACAAAGCAACAAAUGAGCCCAAGGGUGAUGCAACUGUCACAUAUGAGGACCCACAUGCUGCAUUGGCUGCUGUUGAUUGGUUCAACAACAAGGAGUUUCAUGGGUCCAUUAUUGAAGUCUUUAUUGCAGAAUCGAAAAGCAAGGAUGACCUCUCAUAUAACCCAGCUAGUCAGGUUGGAGACACGAACCUGGAAAAAAGUGGUGGGUUUGCUGGCAUGGAUGAAGGUUCCAAGGAUAUAAAUGGAGGGGGUGGACAUGGUAGAGGCAGGGGGGGUGAUUCAUCAUGGCAACAAGAAGGGGACUGGAUGUGUCCAAAUACAAGGUCUGUGAUGCAGUUAUUGUUGCUCUAAUGUGAACUUUGCGUUUCGCGGUGUUUGCAACCGUUGUGGAAGUGCUCGACCGGUUGGUGUCUCUGGUGGUUGUGCUGGGGCUGGUGGGCGAGGUAGGGGCCGUGGCAACAAUGACUCAGGUGCCCCUGGUCGAGCAGUUGGUGGUCCUCCCGGCCUCUUUGGUCCAAAUGAUUGGUCUUGUCCCAUGUGUGGCAACAUCAAUUGGGCUAAGCGCAUGAAAUGUAAUAUCUGCAACACUAACAAGCCUGGUCACAAUGAGGGCGGUGUGAGAGGGGGGCGUGGUGGAGGAUAUAAAGAACUCGAUGAAGAAGAGUUGGAAGAAACUAAGAGACGUCGACGAGAGGCUGAGGAAGAUGAUGGAGAAAUGUAUGAUGAGUUUGGAAACCUUAAGAAAAAGUUCCGUGCAAAAGCACAGCUACCUGAAACUGUCCAGAACAUCCCUGGUGUUGGGCGUGCUGGAUGGGAGGUGGAGGAAUUAGGGAUGUCUGACCGAGACAGAAAGGAAAGAAGCCGAGAGAGAGGAAGGGGGGAUAGAGAUGAGAGGGAGAGGCGUAGGAGCAGAAGCCGUGAUAGAGAUCGGGGAGGAAGAGAGAGAGAUCGAGAGCGGUCCUAUGACUAUGAUCAUCGUGACAGAGAUUAUGCACGUGACAACAGAGACCGGAGUAGCAGGUAUCGGCAUUAGUGUUGGCAGCAGGCAUCUGUGGCGGCAGGUAUCGAUGACGGACGUUUUUUUGCGGUUUGGGAUUAACGUAGUCUGAAGAAUAUGAUUAAACUUAGUUUCUAGUUUUUUUUAUCUAUUUUUUGUGUGCUUUUCCCAUCCUGUAUGUACUCUGGCCGUCAAUUUUGGCAUUUAUUUGGGGUGGGACUUGGGAGGAUCGGAUGAGGGAUGGGUAUCAAAGUUUUCUUCCCUUUUCAAGUUAUGUUUUUCUUUGGCGAUUGUAGUAAUUUAUUAUUAUGUUGGAAUAUCAUUUCUGCGAAUCACUACAAAACUGCUCUUUGCUUGAAGGGAUCUGAUAUUUGAGCCUUUGAGGGUUGCACACUUGCACUGCAUUAAUGCCAUGUAGCAAGUAGCAACAAUUAAUCCAUGAUCUCAAACUAUUUGUGGUCAGCUGUAUAAACGCGAAGAAUCUGUUUUUAAGUCAUUUGUUAAUAUACAUUCUAUGUUAAUUGAAGAUCUUGUAAAUGAGGCC